UUCACCGCCAAGCCAACUAAAGAAGUACAUAUGUAGCAUACUAUUAUCUCAACUAAAACUGGAAUUGGUAUGUGUAUGGCGAUAUUUGAGAUCUAGGAAAUUCAAAUUUGAAAGGAAAACAGCUACAUUAGGAAAUGUUAUUGUGGCAGAAAAGAUGACUGAAGCAGCCUUCAAUGCAUUUUUGAAUGAUAUUCAAGACUUCAUAAAAAAGACACCAGAUCUGUCGAUUUUGAUACAAAAGCGAUAUGAAGAGUGUUCCAAGUCAUACAGAACUUCAAGUAAAUUUCAGGAAUUUUUACAAAUUACACAAGCAAAGAUUGACAGUGACAAUAGUAGAGUAUUUGUUCAUCUCAGAGAUUUCUUAAAUGAAUUGAAAACAAAUAAGGCAGAAAAAAAUGUGGACAAGAAGCGUAAACGUCGAGAAAGUGGUUCUGAUGUAUCAGAGGCACCAAGUCCGAAAUCUUUACGAGACAAUUCCACUGACCAAGAUACAGACUGCAGCGAGGCAGAAAACAAUUCACUACUCUGUGAAAACAAGGUCCUUCAAAAACCGAACAGAUUGAAUAAGCUAUCUCUGAAACAUCAGACACAAAAUACAACACUUCUCGAUAAACUUUGUGAGAAAGAAAAAGAUGUCCUUCAACAUCCUAACAAGAAUGUUGAGGCAGUCAUCGAAAAUGAUGUGUUACAACAUCCUAACAAGACUGUUGAGGCAGUCAUCGAAAAUGAUGUGUUACAACAUCCUAACAAGACUGUUGAGGCAGUCAUCGAAAAUGAUGUGUUAAAUGUACAGCAUCCUAACAAGACUGUUGAGGCAACUGGGACCAAAACUGGAGGGAGUCCUAGUAAACCAGGACCUUUAGUGAAUGGGAGACCAAUGGACCAGGAGGCAAAUCAGGAAACGUCUGACACGAAGAAUUUUGUGAACCAAGUAUCGCUCACUCUAGACAUAGAUGGAGAUAUAUGUAUGGUGGUAGAAAAUGUGGACGAUACACAGGAGGAGAUGGAAGAUGUAGACAAGUUAAAAGGAAAUUCAGAUGGAAAUGGAGAUUUUGUUACCUCCCCUAAAAUAUCUGCUACUGUCCUGGAGAAUGAUUGCAUCACCAUUGAUGAUGAUGACGACGAUGAUGAUGAAGAUGAUUUAGGAUUAAAAAAACGUACUGAAGAAAAAGAUAUCAAUGAUUUAAACGAAUUACAAAAGCAAAACAUUCCGAUUGUUAGCCCAAAAAUCUUGACAGUUGAAGACCCUGAUAAUAACAAAAAUAAAAAUUCUUUAAAAUUAAAAGACGCAGAGAAAGAAAACGGUAAAGAAGAAAUUUGUGUGGAACUUACAAAUGAGACAAGUACGAAUGAGAUCUCUGAAUCUGUAGGAGAAGAUAUGGCAAAGGGAAAAAUACGUGUUGAAGCUAAACAAAUUAAAAAUCAGGGAGCAGAAUGUACGGAAACCAGCAAAAAAUUCUCAGAAGCUCAACAAGUAGACGAGGAGGAAACUGAUCCCACUGAGAGUGAUAAAGGCACUCAGUCCGAGUCAGCACUGGCACAGCAGUCCUCCACAGAUACAGCAGUGCCCGUCUCAAAGGGGUCCCAGCGACAGAUACGUCGGCUAGAAAAGUUACUGGAGGACAUUCGUAACAAGAUAGAAGAGCUGAAGAACGCAGAUCUGUCAUUGGAUGCUCUAGGAGAAGAAGAUUCAGCCUACAUACAGGAGGACCGCUAUCAACACAAGUUUGUCAAGGUGUGGAAGAAGCUGUGUGAGCUGAAGGGUGCAGAGUCCAAUACAGGUCGCCCAGUGGAGAGACGCUUCUUCUACAAGGGUACAAGGUAUCCAGAAGUGAACAGAAAGUUGGAAAAAUUUAUUAACAAGCACAAGAUAUUUCCUGAUUUCCAUGAUGUCCAGAAAGUCAUCAGAGACACCAGCAAACAGAAAAAGCUAGGAUUGAGUGGCCCAGCUGUAGACAGACUGGCGAGGGAGGCAUUCCAAGACAUUGGGGAAAAACUACAGGAACGGAGAAUCCGUGACCUCAGGAAGACAUCCCCAGGGCAUCUCCCAGAUGAACAGGGAUUGAGGGAAGACCCGGCUUUAAGAGACCCUGAACUUAAGAAGAGGCUCGAUGACAACAGAAAAAUUGGAAAAGGAAAACUUUAUGACGUCUUGGAGAAAUUCUGUAAGUGGCAGGAGGAAGCUCCUGAGGAAAAGGAGGAUGAGGACAAAAAGUCUGAGGAUGAAGAGGAGGAGGAAGAGGACAAAGAGGAAAUGGAAUCGACUGAAAAGGACGACGUUCCUGAAAUGAUAGAAAUUCUCAAUGAUGAUGCUGAGGAUGAGGAGGAGGAUGAGGUUUCAACAUCACCAAUCAAAACAGCAGCAGAUGGCAGCUCUUCAUCAGUGUCGUUCCUAUCGGAUGAUGGACUUUUCUCACCUUCAUCAAAAACUACCAGGGAGGUGUCUUCUCCACAUAUGUCAGCCUCAGUCCAGAAACGCUUAUGUAAAGACAAGAUGGCAGCAUCCCCACUUUCAUCCCCUUGCUCUCCACAAGUGUCCAGAAAGGAAAGCCCAUCUAUCUCACCAAAGCUGCCUUCAUCCUCCAGCUCCCUGUGUUCAGACGGCUCACCCAGACCAGUAUCACCGUACGUGGUGAACUCCCCUCCAGGCUCUCCUACUGGCAGUGACACCAGUAUUCAUCUACCUUCAUCCACAAACAAGAAAUCAGGGACUCUCGUUAGUAUAGAUGACUAUAUGGAUUGUAUGCCUGUGUUGCCUAAGGUGCAAAUCUUUUCCAAUCUGUCCAACUCUGGAACAAGUCACUUUUCAUUGUCCGAUUCCAAUCAAUGUACACUCAAAAUAUCCAACGUACAAUCAAUAGCCGGUGACAGUUGUACUGGGGAGGACAGAGAGGGGAACUCGGUCGCUCCUGCAAUCAGUCACAAGCAAAGAGCCAGGCGACAUCUCAACUGGCCUAUUGAAAAUGGCGUAGACAAAAAUACUGCACAUGUAAAAGACGAACCAUCCAAUCAGUCAGAUGAUGACAACAAUGAUGGUUUUUCGGAGGAUUUUGAUUCGUCAAACCCUCCUAGUCCGUACCCCGUACAGCGAUCCAUCAUGUUCAGGAACUCGCGUAAAAAUAUGUCUCUCAAACCACUGAAUAAGGGCAAGAUGGUCAUUGACCUGGCCGAUGAGGAUAACAUGGACACACUUUCCAGCUCUUUACCCCGGGACACUGUCCAGCAGGUGGCUUCAUCCAUUGAUGAAGAUGUUAUCAUCGUUUUAUCAGAUUCUGAUUGAUGUCAUGGUGACAUCUAAAACUACUGUAUUUAUAGCAGAAAUGUUUUGUGGUCAUAAUUUUUGGUGAAUUAGCUCAAGAAAAUGAGAUUAAAGACUACGAAAGACCAAAUAUUUUUAAUUUGGUCCCUUAUAAUAUAAACAUACAGAUAAAUUUCCCAUCUGAUAUUACAAGUUGUCCACCACGUUUAUGAGUAAUCUGGUAUCAAACCUCACUAUAUCUGUUCUCAGCUACUGUAAAAAUGGAAAGUUUUCAGGAUGUGGAAAUGCUCAUGCUUCUUACAUUGAGUAAAUUAACAUAAAGAUAUCCACACGCAAUACACAUGAGAGGAUAUCAAUUACUGACCAUUCAGAGUCAAACAGUUUAAAAGUUGCAAUGCAAACAUUUCUACACGCGAAGUUUAAAGAGUUACAAUGCAAACAUUUCUACGCGCGAAGUUUAAAGAGUUACAAUGCAAAAAUUUCUACACGCAAAGAGUUACAAUGCAAACAUUUCUACACGCAAAGUUUAAAGAGUUACAAUGCAAACAUUUCUACAUGCAAAGUUUAAAGAGUUACAAUGCAAACAUUUCUGCACGCGAAGUUUAAAGAGUUACAAUGCAAACAUUUCUACACAUGAAGUUUAAAGAGUUACAAUGCAAACAUUUCUACAUGCAAAGCUUAAAGAGUUACAAUGCAAACAUUUCUACACGCAAAAUUUAAAGAGUUACAAUGCAAACAUUUCUACAUGCAAAGCUUAAAGAGUUACAAUGCAAACAUUUCUACACGCGAAGUCGGCCAGUUUAAAGAGUUACAAUGCAAACAUUUCUACGCGCGAAGUUUAAAGAGUUGCAAUGCAAACAUUUCUACGCGCGAAGUUUAAAGAGUUGCAAUGCAAACAUUUCUACGCGCGAAGUUUAAAGAGUUGCAAUGCAGACAUUUCUACGCGCGAAG
Mizuhopecten yessoensis (Yesso scallop) is the source of this 4210-nucleotide messenger RNA. Its product is annotated as histone-lysine N-methyltransferase, H3 lysine-79 specific-like. Bases 155 to 3280 code for a protein of 1041 amino acids. The transcript is spliced from 9 exons. The record is from RefSeq and is a predicted model, not a curated record. Lineage: Eukaryota; Metazoa; Mollusca; Bivalvia; Pectinida; Pectinidae. Gene Ontology annotation, molecular function: histone binding.